AAAUGCAAGUGUUGUUAUUUGUAGAAAUUUUAUUUUAAGUAUUUAUUAUUUUUAUUUUUUUUUGUGACUCAACGAGUGUAACAAUUCAAAAGUGAUGUUGUGGUGAUUAAAAUUAGACGAAUUUCAUCCUUAAAUUGCUUUAAUUUUGUAUAUUGCGCACCAGAACACCACUGGCGACUAGACGACGAUUUCGUAAUAGUUUCAGUCGCCUCCAAAUCACUCUUCACGAAACACACAAAAAUGAAAUUCCUCAUUUUCGCACUUUUCGCAAUCAUUUCCAUCAAAAACUCAUUUUGCAUGGAAUGUUACUCCACAAAUCUGGAAGCUUUGGCCAAAGGAGUCUCAGAGCACUCUCCCCAAGACUGCAGUCAAAGUUUGAAAAAAUUCGAACGAAGAUUGGACGUGUCUAAACUCGACAUGACCUGUUUUAAAUUCGUGGUUCAAGGAGACGGACAAACCGCAAUUGUGAAGGGAUGUGUCCCGAAAGGGGGCUGUGGCUUGAUGGAGGGGGCCCUCACGAGCAUGUUGCCCUUUUCAGGUGAUGCCAAGUGCUACGAAUGCGAGGGGGCUUUGUGCAAUUCCGCCCCGAAAACGCAUCUUUUCACUUUUUUUUCACUCUCUUUGCCAGUUUUAGUGUUCAAACUGUUGUAAUAAAUUAGAAUUAAAAGUUUUGUUCACUUA
Messenger RNA from Tribolium madens (black flour beetle), 681 nucleotides. RefSeq lists its product as uncharacterized. Bases 241 to 651 code for a protein of 136 amino acids. The record is from RefSeq and is a predicted model, not a curated record. The transcript has 3 exons. NCBI's taxonomy places the organism in Eukaryota, Metazoa, Arthropoda, Insecta, Coleoptera, Tenebrionidae.